UCUUUACUGUUGCUGCCAGGGCGUCAAUGGCGGAAGUCCGCGGCAGAAGUUAAUAUGACACAAGACAGGAUCGCAUAAGAGGUCAGCAAGGAUGUCAAUAGAGGCAGAGACGUUGCUGCAGGAGGCAAAGGAGAGCAUUGAAGCAGCCCAAAACUACAGAAGCGAGCUACAGCAGAGACUGCAUGGACUCAGCCAGGCACGCAAACAGGUGCGGGGCAGUGCCAGUCAGACGCGCGAGGCUCUGCAGCGGCACUUCCAGGAGCUGCAGACAGCAGUGAGUCGACUGCUGACCGAGAGGCUGAAUGCUCUGCUGCAAGAGGUCGACAACAUCGAGCUGGACAGUGUCAGUCCCUUAGAUGACUGUCAGAAGCUCAUUGAGCAUGGAGUCAGCACAGCUGAUGAGCUGCUCCGAGAGGGGGAGGCUGCCAUCCGCUGUGGCAUAAAUGAGAAGGAGGACAAGCUGGGCAGCUUCACUAAGAAAGCCCUGCAGAUCCAGUUGGACAGUCUGCCCGAGGUACCUGCGCUGGUGGACGUGCCGUGUCUGUCUGCGCAGCUGGACGACACUUUGCUGCAUAUGUUCCGGACACACGUGGCUCGGCACAGCAGCGUGGCCUCUCAUCCGCCCGUCCAGAUUGAGGAGCUGGUGGAAAGACCGGGCGGUGUGCUGGUGCGCUGGUGUAAGGUGGACGAUGACUUCACCCCGCAGGACUACCGGUUGCAGUACCGUCGCGGUAACUCUUCUCAGUAUGAGGACGCGUACAUUGGAAAAGACACCGAGUUCCUGGUGCUCCAUCUUGACCCGCACAUCGACCACCUGUUUCGUGUGUGUGCCAGAGGAGAGGGCCGAACCGAAUGGAGCCCGUGGAGCAUCCCGCAGACCGGCUACACCACACUCGCACCCCACGAAUGGCUUCCAGGCAUGGAUGGCUACAUUUUAAGCAGUAGGAAGAACAUCGCUAUGCGCAAUGACUCAUCGCCUGGUCAUGGGGGUGUUCUGUACUCCAACUCCCCCUCAUACUUCUGUGGCCAGACCCUCACCUUCAAGAUCACAGCUGCUGGACAGACAGAUAAGCGGGACAGUUUGGGUGUGUGUGCGGACAGCAGAACUGCCACAGACUCACUGCAGAGGGAUCAGGCUGUCUGCAUCUCCACUAAUGGUGCCGUGUUUGUGAACGGAAAGGAGAUGACCAACCAGCUACCAGCCAUCACUGUUGGCUCUUCUGUGACCUUUGACAUGGAAGUAGUCAGCCUCUUUCCUGUGAGCAACAAUAACAACCCCAGCGAUGGUGGAAACUUCAAGCUGAGGGUGACGAUUGGCUCAGGGAACAGGGAAGUGGUGUUUGAUUGGCUGCUGGAUCAGGUGGUGGACAGCCUUUUCUUUGGCUGCUCCUUCACGCACCCUGGAUGGAAAGUGCUGGUGUUUUGAUUGUUGCAUGAUGAAAGAUCCAGUCUGCUGGAAUUCAAGACCUCAAGUUUCUUUAAUGUUAUCAAACUUCCCAAGUGCUUACAGUGUUCAGAUGUCACAUUUACCUUUUUUCUUAUUAUCAGCACCACGUAUCACUGCAGAAUAACAUUAGAAUUUGUUUUGAGGUAUGACGCCAACCACUACUCUUUGACCUCAUUACAGAUGGACAGGUGUUGUGGUAUUUGCAUAACAGUAAAUAUUUGCAAAAGAGACUGUUACAUGUUUGAGGAGUCUAAUAAAGUCUUUAGCAGCAGGUGUUAAGUUGCAAAGCAUGCUGGUCUGGUUUACCACAGAAAAGAAUCUACUGUGAAGCAUUCAGAGAUCAAAGGCACUCAAAACUGCUCAAAAAUGUAAAAAAAAACUAACAAAAACAAAAUGCUUUAUAGCAAAUGACGAAGCUGAAUCUUUUACGCUCGGACAAUCUUUUCUGCUUUUGAGUUUUCUCAAGUCAGAAGUGGAGAAUAUAUCCUUAGAACUUUUAGUCUGUUUAAACAGCUGAAUGUCGUUUGAUUUAGGACACUGUAACGUUUAGAGAUGGCAUAUAACAACUAGUAUUUAAUUCGUGUUUGCCUGGUACUCCGUGCUCUCAUUUAGAAAGUACUGUUUUUAAUUUUUACAUCACAGGGUAGAGUGUUUAAGGUGUCAACCCAUUCAUUCACAACUUCAGCAAAAUAAUACUGAUCAGUAGAUACCAAUAGGUUUCCACAGAAAUGUGAUAAUUCGCACUAAGCUCAAGUGUUGUGCCAUUUUAUGGUGAUCUUUUUUUUUUUAUGUUCACAUUUUUACAUGCAGUCUUACUGAACCACUUCAUGUUUUUAUCAGUUGGCUUACCUUACAGUAAUGUUUAUAAUGCUUUGGCUGGAGAUUUCAGAGGAAAAACAUUUGACAAAAUGAGAGGACAAGCACCCAACUCGCAUGUUCCCGAGAUAAAACAUCGUUUACAAGGUACCAUGUAAUUCCUCACUGCAGAAGAGAACAUUUGUAACUCUAUGCAGAUUAACCCAUGAAAGAUCUGAUCUAUACUAUAUUUAUAAAACUGUGACCGUUUAAUGUGUAUUUUAUUUUGUCUGUGCCUUUGCAGUACAGCUGUAAGAAUACAACUGAACAUUUGAGAUUUAAUAAAUUGUUUGGAA
This is a messenger RNA of Sinocyclocheilus anshuiensis, 2598 nucleotides long. RefSeq names its product cytokine receptor-like factor 3. Gene Ontology annotation, molecular function: protein binding. Lineage: Eukaryota; Metazoa; Chordata; Actinopteri; Cypriniformes; Cyprinidae. The record is from RefSeq and is a predicted model, not a curated record. The transcript is spliced from 9 exons. Bases 92 to 1426 code for a protein of 444 amino acids.